UCCCACGAUUCCACGAAGCCACCACCAAUAUUUCCGGUCGUCCGAUCCCCCCUACCCCUCUCCGCUGAUCAGUCGCUCGCUCGCUCGCUGGCUGACUGCGCCCGCGCCCGCUUUGCUGCGCUCCCCCGGCACGCGACGACGAAAAGACCGGCCUCAAAAGCGACACCACGCAGCAGACGCAGCGCCCCCGCGCGGAGAAGCUAGCUAGGUACUCCUGUCUGGUUAGCUAGCUAGCUAUAGCUAGAAGCCUAGCACAUGAACCCGGCGCCGUCGAGGGCGCCGCAGCGGCAGCAGCGCGGAGGGGAGAUGUCGGCGCGCUACGGCGGCGGGCUGCAGUUCUUCGCUGACGCCCCGCCGGCGGGGGUGGAGGGGGGCGCCGCGACCGCGCGGACGUUCUUCCCGGUGCCGGGCGGGGGAGGGGAGCAGCAGCCGCCGGAGCGCGCGAUGAGGCAGCAGCACUACGGCGGCGGCGGGAGUGGUGCGGCCGAGAUCUCGCUGGGGCACGGCCACGGCCACGGCGGCAAGCACCAUUUCCAUCAGUUCGGCGUCGAGGCGAAGGACGGUGGCGGCGGCGGCGACCAGUCGGGGUUUCUGACGCGGCACAACAGCUCGCCUCCCGGGUUCUUCUCGAGCCCCGUCAUGGACAACGGUUUCUCAUCGAGUGCUAGACCAGCAGGAUCAUCACUCGGUGAGGUUCGCCAUGGCGCCAUGAGCAGCAGCAGCAACAACAACAAGAAGAUGAAGGCCCCACUGAGCUUCGCUAGCAGCAGGCAGGGCUCCGGCGGCCUCUCCCAGAUAUCCGAGGACGGCAUCCCGGACCUCACUGACAGCAUCCAUGGCGCCGCUCAUCAUCAUGGGCGCUCCGAGGAGAACGUCUCCACCCACGACCACGUCGUCCGCUCCUUCUCCUCCGGUGGGUUCUCGAUCGGGUCAUGGGAGGACUCCAACUCCAUCGUGUUCUCCACGUCGACGGGCAAAUCAGGAGCGCACGGCAACGACGACAUCAUCGCCACCCUUAGCAACUACGAAUCUCAGCUUGUUGCGCCCAGGGAGAUGGCUGGCGUAGAGAAAUACCUGCAGAUGCAGCACGACCAGGUGCCAUUCAGAGUACGGGCCAAGCGUGGAUGCGCGACGCACCCACGGAGCAUCGCAGAGAGGGAGAGAAGAACGAGGAUCAGCGAGAAGCUCAGGAAGUUGCAGGCCCUGGUGCCCAACAUGGACAAGCAAACGAGUACUUCAGACAUGCUGGACUUAGCAGUUGAUCACAUCAAGGGACUGCAGAGCCAGCUGCAGACUCUGAAGGAAGACAAGGAGAAAUGCACCUGCAGCUGCAAGCAAGCAUCAAGGAACAGACCAGCCGACUAAAAUGGGAUGUGAAGCAAAUUGCAGUGCUGGCUAGUUUGAUGACAUUUCUCCUUGGUCCUCAAAACAUGUUUGCCUGGCGACAGGAAAUUAAAGGUAUAGCAGGCAGCAUAUAGCGUGACAAGAGCAAAGUAAUGGAGGUCAUCAGUCUCUUCCAAACGAAAGGUCGAAGUCGUCUGAUCAAACCUUUACCAGUGAAUCGAUCAGUCCAGUCUUUUUUCUUUUGUCAGUGUGACCAACCCCUUUUGUUGAGCUGUAAAAUUAAUUGAAACUAGACUAGAAUUGUUCCUUCCUUUAACAAGGAGCUCUGCUGCUCUGGAUGUUAGGCUUCUAGCUGUCCUGUUGCUGUGGUAAAUAGUGAUUGGUUCACCCAGCGGUUAGCAAAUAAUCUGGUUGCUGGUUUCAGGGUAUUCUCCGGCCAACAUUAGACAAGAUUCAGUGAUGUGUUAUGAUUCAUACAGAUCAUUAGACAUUAUCCAGAAAA
Oryza sativa Japonica Group (Japanese rice) is the source of this 1846-nucleotide messenger RNA. Its product is annotated as transcription factor bHLH80. The record is from RefSeq and is a predicted model, not a curated record. Gene Ontology annotation, cellular component: nucleus. Gene Ontology annotation, molecular function: RNA polymerase II cis-regulatory region sequence-specific DNA binding; DNA-binding transcription factor activity, RNA polymerase II-specific; protein dimerization activity. Gene Ontology annotation, biological process: regulation of transcription by RNA polymerase II. NCBI's taxonomy places the organism in Eukaryota, Viridiplantae, Streptophyta, Magnoliopsida, Poales, Poaceae.